Arvicola amphibius (Eurasian water vole) is the source of this 2565-nucleotide messenger RNA. It is a transcript of the gene Morn3, whose product is annotated as MORN repeat containing 3. The record is from RefSeq and is a predicted model, not a curated record. NCBI's taxonomy places the organism in Eukaryota, Metazoa, Chordata, Mammalia, Rodentia, Cricetidae.
AUGCCAGUCACCAAGUGCCCAAGAAAAUCAGAGCCCCUGUGGAAGGGGUGGGACUGGAAGGCCCAGAAGAAUGGACUGAGGCACCAAGUAUUUGCAGUGAACGGCGAUCACUAUGUGGGCGAAUGGAAAGACAACUUAAAACAUGGGAAAGGAACACAGGUCUGGAAGAAGAGCGGCGCUACCUAUGAAGGGGACUGGAAGUUUGGGAAGCGAGAUGGCUAUGGCACCCUCAGUCACCCUGACCCGGAGACCGGAAAGUACAGAAGGGUGUACUCAGGCUGGUGGAAAGGGGACAAGAAAUCGGGCUAUGGGAUCCAGUUUUAUGGACCCAAGGACUAUUAUGAGGGUGAGUGGUGCAGCAACCAGCGCAGCGGGUGGGGACGCAUGUACUACCGCAAUGGCAACAUCUACGAGGGCCAGUGGAAGAACGACAAGCCUGACGGGGAGGGCAUGUUGCGGCUGAAGAAUGGGAACCGAUAUGAGGGCAGCUGGGAGAGAGGCAUGAAGAAUGGGCACGGGCGUUUCUUUCACCUGGACCAUGAGUUAUUUGAAGGCUUCUGGGUGGAUGACGUGGCCAAGUGUGGUACCAUGAUUGACUUCGGCCGUGAUGAAGCCCCGGAGCCCACCCAGUUCCCCAUUCCUAAGGUAGAGAUUCAGGACCCAGAUGGUGUGCUGAAGGAAGCAAUAGCUGCGCUGAUGAACUCGGAGGAUGAAGAGGACUGACGUCCGGUAAGAAGACACAUCUGCCAUCUCUGAUCUCAGAAUCUGAGGAGGCUUUGCAUCCCUGAACACUGCUGAUCUGGUAUCUCUGAGAGCAGGACCAGAGAGGAAGAGCUUCCUGCUCCUGUACCUUAGCUUUUCCUUCUACUCCUCUUUGAAGCUCAUGUUCCUAGAAGAGCAGGUGCAUUCUCAGCCUCCUGAGAUGAUUGUGUUUCUAAUACUAGUUCCAGCAUCAUCCCCACCUGUAGAGAGAGCACAUCAAGGCUCAGGAGAAAUGCCAGCCCUUGUCACCAAACUGCUCAGACCGGUGCAGCUCCUGCAGAAGCAAGCGACUCUGGGCACGCCCUUGGCUCCCUCAGAGGGCACCCACUCCUCCAAGACAUUAGGUUAUUCUUUGCCAAUGGAGGUGUGGUAUUACUUCUCCCUGGCUGGCCUUGGGGACCCACUUGUUUAAAUCCUUUGCCCUAUGCCUUUUUAUCAGAGGACAUGAAAAUAAAGAAGAACCUGGUGGCCUUGCUCCAAGGACCUAUGGCUUGAGCAGGGGUGGGAGGAGUCAGAGAGGAAGGAGAGGCAGCCUCACCAACUCUGUGUGUGUGUGUGUGUGUGUGUGUGUGUGUGUGUGUGUCAGGAGGAGUUGAGGGUUCGAGGCAGGGGAGCACGGAAGUGGCUUCAGUUCUACUGCAUCUGAGCCAGCCAAGAGCAGAAAGUGAGCUGCCCUCUCCGCCACAAUGGCCACCAAGAUUUGAGAUUAAAGCAGGUCCCCACCUCCUUAGCCUAUCACAGGAAUCUCAAGGAAGCUUUAAAAACCAUGAGUAUACAGGACAGUUGUUGCAGUUCGUGCCCUAACAAGAGGUAUUUGGAAGCAGAGGCAGGUGGAUCUGAGUCUGAGGCCAGCCUGGGCUACACACUCAGUAGGGCAGUAUCGUGAGAUCUCACGGUAAAAAGACAGUACUUUAAAACCACUGAGAAGAAUCCUUUCACCCGGCUCCUUGGGGACAUUUGGUUAUGCUUGGAGACACUCCUGGUUGUCAUGGUGACGGAGAGCCAUGCUAAUGGCAUCUUAGGGCAGGGAUGUUGUUAAACAUGUUAUACUUUUUUAAGUUUUAGUUUGUUUGUCUAUUUCUCUGUUUUUCUGAGACAGGCUUUCUCUAUGUAACAGCUCUGAUGGUUCUGAAACUCAUUAUGUAGACCAGGCUGGCCUAAAACUCACAGAGAUCUGCUUGCCUCUGCCUCCUGUACCACUAUGCCCAGCUCAACAUGCUACAUUGUAAACAGAUUACAAAGGAAUAAUUCAGUUUAAUGUCUGUCUGUAAAGCUCUUAGCAAAUGCCCCAAACUCAACGAAGCAUGGUGGCUCACACCUAUAAUCACAGCACUCUGGAGAUGGGGGGAAGAGAAUCAUUAAGGGUUUGACACCAGCCUGCUAAACAGUGAGUACAAACGAUGGCCUCAGCAGAACAGAAAAGCUCACACUGACAUCAGGAGGUUCUCUUUGCCCCUAAAUUCUAAGCAUGCUGACCUACUUCAGUGUGUGUGGUAUUGACUGCACCUGACUCCAAGAUCAACAUAACUACAUGCCAAGUGGUGCUUGCACUGUCCCAGACUGGGUGUGGACAGCUUCAGCUGCCUCUCCUGUGACUCCCUAGCCUGUGAGGUGACCUACUGUUCUCUGCUGUUCUAGAGGAAACAGGUUUGUAAGUCCCCAAGCUAAUACUGUGCCUAACCUAAUUGAUUUGCUUUUUCAAGACAAGAUUUUAGCUCUGACUGUCCUGGAACUUACUCUGUAAACUGGCCUUCAACUCACAAAGAUGUGCCUCCCUCUGCCUCCCAAGUGCUGGGAUUAAAG